Messenger RNA from Hyposmocoma kahamanoa, 4115 nucleotides. RefSeq lists its product as uncharacterized. The coding region runs from base 295 to 3498 and encodes 1067 amino acids. The transcript has 4 exons. NCBI's taxonomy places the organism in Eukaryota, Metazoa, Arthropoda, Insecta, Lepidoptera, Cosmopterigidae. The record is from RefSeq and is a predicted model, not a curated record.
ACCUUUCGACUCGCGCGCAGCCUCCACCAUUGUUCGCGGGCGCAUUUCUCUCACGUGGGAACUAUUGACUUUUUCGUGCUUUACUAGCAGCUUUAUUCAUCUGCAACCACCGCUAUCGCCGCACGUUGUACUUAUCUAUGGUUUUGUAGUGCAGCUCUAUUUAUGUUAUGGGCGAGAGAUACUGUGUGAUAUCAAGACUGGGAAUUGUGUGGUGAUGUGAUGUCCUCAGGGGAAAGUUGAGUGAUGAUCAGAUAGACAGAGUGCUUGGAUCUUCCUGUCCGAUAACCGGAGAGCAUGGCGAUCGCGCCGAUAUUCCGGGUCCUACUCAUCGCUCUCAUAGCAAGAUGUAGAUGCGAGCCAACCAAUUUGCCCUACUCAAAAGCGAAAACGCCUUCACAAUUCGGCGAGCUGCUGAAACCACCGCCACCGCCGCUAGCGAAUAUAAUUCCCGUGCCAUUUCAUGGAGGGGCAUCGAGAUUGCAAAGGCAAAAUGUGGACGUGGGAUAUGUUUACCAGCCUCCACCACCUCCGCCUCCCCCACCUCCUUCACAGGAUUUCAAAUUUCCUGCACCGUUUUACAAACAAUAUAACUUUAACUUUGUACCACCACCUCAACCUUUUACGACGACUCCAUCUCCCUCUUUGUUUCAAAAAGUGUCCGGGUGGCUGUUCCCGUCUCAGCAAACGAGCUACGAACCUUCAGUGUAUAAUACGAAUAGCAUAGCCCCGGUGAAAAAGGACUGCAACCCUUGUAAUUUAGUGCCAUGGAUACCAGUAAUAAGAUAUAAUUUAGGAGCUAAAAAUGUACAGCAUCAAACCCUGUUCCCGACUUACGGCCCACCAAGUCCCACGGCAUAUGCGCCGAACUUUAUUCACCAAUUCAAGCCUCAACCUUUUGAGCAAUUUAAGCCUCCUCAAUUGUCACCGGGUGUUCCACAUGCUGUUUACGGACCACCACAGACAAGCUCAUUUGUCAGCCCAAGUUCAACGUACGGACCGCCUAGCCCGACACAUACUAUUGCGGUGCCAUCACAAAGUCCACUCAGUUCACCAUUCACUGCAGAAAACACGUAUACUCCUCCAAGUUCUUCAUAUGGGGUACCUAGUUCGUCGUAUGGGCUACCGAGUACAACAACAAUCGGUCAACCCAGUUCAUCAUUUGGCGCUCUUAGCUCAACAUACGGCGUACCCAGUUCAACUUAUGGAUCCCCAACAUCUAUAUACGCUACACCGGCCCCAAAUUACGAAAUACCUCGUCCUGUGACCAACAGUUUCACACCUAUCACAUCAAAUUAUGAACCAACGUUAAUAAACAAAAAUUUACCACCUCAGAGUGAUGUUGACGUUUUCAAAGAUACAGAAUUAUCGAAUGAAUUGCAAUUACCCAAAGUAAAUCAACCUACAGGAUUCAGAAAUUCGUACGGAGAGCCCAUAACAAAUACUUACUCUAUAGAUAUAUCGUAUCCUGGCUCAGCGACAGCAGCAGAAUCAAAUAAAGUAAAGACAGAAGUGUUGCCCAACGAUGGCAAAAAGUCAGCAACGCCGAAUAUGUCUUUGGCAUUAGCUAAUCCAGCACCAUUUAGUCGAGGAAGAAACAUUCAUACUUUACAACCUGUUGCAUUACCAAAUCUCAGUGUAUCUCCUUUACCACCAAUAUUCAAUGCGCGACCAUUUAGACCAAUUAUAGGACAAUCAUUUUCGAAGAACGUAGUUAAGGGAAUAAACUUAAUGCAGCAAAAUACAAACAAUGUGAACAUAGACCAAAGUGUUCCUCUUGCGGAAUUCACACAUUCUAUCGACUAUCCACCGUCUUUUAUAAAAUCAACUAUAAUUGAUAUUGGUGAAACGAAACAAAAUCAAAGUAAAGCGUAUCGAAAUAUACCGAACCAUUUUACAGUCGAUGAUGUUCGCGACGUAUCAUCACAAGCUUCCGAAGAUCAUAUUGCGGCUACUAAAUCAAAUCAAGAAGCAAGUUUUGAGAGCACCGGCGCCGAAUAUGGAAACGAUUUGUAUGAUAAUGGUUUACCUUCCGGUCUGAGACAAAACUAUAACAUCCCUUCUAAUCACAAAACUGGCUUUGCUGACUUAAGAGGAGUCAAAGAUGAAGAUGUAGAUAAAUAUCGAAUCGAGAAUAAUUUACAGAAUAUAGAUUCUCCAUUGUUGUAUUUAAAACCCAGUGCCCCACAUAAAGACUUUGAAAACUUUGUUACAUUAUCAACACCAGGCAGUGACAACGACUAUGAACUUUAUGAUGAAGUACCAACGACUACAGCUCCUCAGGUAUCAACUAUUCCUAGUGCUUGGGAUGAAAGUCGCAAUGAUUAUAGCGAAACUUUAUUCCCGCCACCUGUAUCACAAGAAAAAGAAACUAAACCAAAGAUCGUCCAGAUUAUUGUUCCAUACACCACGGGUCAAAAUGGUGGCCAAAACAAUGUAGAUUUCAAUCAAGUUCCUGACCAUUGGACGUCUGCCCCGGAAGACGAAUAUCAAGCUAGAAAAGUUCCGUCCAAUACUGAAAAUUUGCACUUUAGUACUGUGACAGAAAGUUACAACACGGAAGAACCACCAGUGACUCAAAAUUAUGAUUCAGAUAGAUUAAAUACUCACUCUAUUUUAAACGAUUUGUAUGAUGUGAAAGAGCCUCCGUUUGAUAUUAUAAAAUUACAACACACUAUCGAUGACUGGACAGAGCAAGAAUAUUCAAAGCAUUUCCAAACACCCGAUAGAAGACGUCCAAGUGUAAAAUAUGCUAAACAGAUUCCAGACGAAUAUUUAACUACUACGAAUCCUAUAACAUCCUUCGUAAUAGCCCCAACCAACUAUGAUUUUUACGACCAUGUAGGAUCCAGUAGCAUCAAACAUGCCGUGAUUGACGAUCGAAACAGAACAUUUAGCAAAUCUCUCAAAGAGUAUAAUAAUAUUGAGCGAACUAAAACAAAACAUAAUAGUGCUAAAAAUGAAGAGGAAAUCAAGAAACCUUAUAUUUACACAGCAGCCUCAUCUUUUAGGAGUACAACUACUACACCAGCACCGUGGGGUAAACUACAGACUUCGAUAUCGCCGUUGACAAAGGAAAAAGUUUAUGUAGUAACAGCAAAACCUUGGCGAGAAGCAUCUCCAGGCAUUGACAAGCCAAACGAAUGGUACUCUGUUGAUUUUGAAUCAAAGAAAACGGGCUUGGAUAAUGAUGUUACUGCGUCGGACAGUUUGCCAUUUAAGUCUCCAAGAUUUCCACAUCGACCGUCAUUUGGUUUUACGGGGACCGGAAGUGGCAAGACUGAGUCCCUGAAAUCUGAUUCUUCGUUUGCUUUCUCUAGAAGUUGGUAUCAGAGCAUAAACGAACUGGAGAAUCAACAGAACAACACUACAACAUUAUCAGGAGGUCCGGAACAAAGUACUACCACUAACAGUCACACUGAGGAGACUAAUGUACCUAACACGGAAGAGGAUACAGCAAACACAACGACUGCAGAUCCUCCUGAGACAGAAGGGACGUAAAGUGCUAAGGAUAUAACGUGAAGUGCCUAAAUAAAAACUUAUAUUAGUGAAAAACAAAUUUGCCAAACUAUAUUUUAUAAACAAGUGUGUCUUGGUGAAUAUGACAGAUUUGUGAAUUAGAACUAUGAGACUUUCGUUUAAGAUUAACCUUGAAUAAAAGGAAACCCGAGCAAAUUAAGAAGAAAACCAUACCCUGAGUGUUCUUUUUAAUUUGAUCAUGAAAAUAAGUGAACCAAAGUAGGACUUUAUUAUAUAUUUGCCAAAUCAAUAACUUUUUUGUUCACUAUAAUAUUAAUUUUAAGUUUUGUACCUUUAUAAUUACCUUCUGACACCUUGUAUUUACAAAUGCUAAGAGUUCUAUAUAAAAUUGUAAAUAGUAUGUAACACUGACUGUAAAUAAAGGUAAUAAAAUAAUUCUCACUGCUGUUUUUUCUUAACAUGGUGACGUAGGUAAUACAAUAGUGAAAUAAGAAACGUUGCUGCCUAUGUCAUCUUUUAAGUUCAUUCGCAAAACUAUAAUAAGUCUGAUUUAAUCAAUUAAAUAAUCGUCUCCAAAAUAACAUACACGAAUUAUCAGUUCUUUUGCAGUACAAUAAAUAUAUUACAUGUACCACGUA